This is a messenger RNA of Bombyx mandarina (wild silkworm), 4387 nucleotides long. It is a transcript of the gene l(3)80Fg, whose product is annotated as dnaJ homolog subfamily C member 16 l(3)80Fg. NCBI's taxonomy places the organism in Eukaryota, Metazoa, Arthropoda, Insecta, Lepidoptera, Bombycidae. The record is from RefSeq and is a predicted model, not a curated record.
UUUUGCAAAGAUUUUCAUGAGAAUUUUCGGUUUUCACUAAUUUUCAGCAGAUCUAUUUUAAGACAAAUGACUGAUAACAGCUUAAUUUAUAUCCUCUGUUAGUUUUCUAUUAACACAGUCAUGUGUGUCGAAGUCGAAAACACGAUCUCCAUAUGAUAAAUGUUUGAAUUUCGAACUGUUUCGUUCAACGGGGUGCUGAAGAUUUAAUUUUUAGGAAUAUGAAAUGGAACUUGAAGGGUUGGAAGGGUCGUUGGCUGUGGGCGUUGCUGGUGGUUAUUCUGUGUACCCUGACGGUCGCACAGAAGAUCGGUGACCCAUAUAAAAUUCUCGGUAUACAUCGAAAAGCAAGCUUGCCUGAGAUACGAAAGGCAUAUCGGCAAUUAGCAAAGGAAUGGCACCCAGACAAGAAUGAAAAUCCAAAUGCUGAAGACCGUUUUGUGGAGAUCAAGCAAGCCUACGAGCUGCUUUCGGAUACAGAACGGAGGCAGGCCUACGAUUUGUAUGGUAUCACAAACGAAGACGACCACAUGUACAAACCGAGACAUGACUAUAGUCAGUAUGCAAGGUUCAGCAAUGAUCCGUUCGAAGAGUUCUUUGGCACCCAUUUCCGGACCCAAGAUCAAGACAUAACGCUCUUCCACAAACUUUCCGUCACUGCUAGACACUUCGAGAACAAUAUACUGGAGAAGAGCGUUCACACUCCGGCCAUAGUCCUGUUCUACACGGACUGGUGCUUCGAGUGCGUGCGCGGCGCGGCGGCGUGGCGCCGGCUGGUGGAGGCCAUGCAGCCGCUGGGCGUCACCAUGGCGACGGUGCACGCGGGCCACGAGGCCGGCCUGGCGCGCCGCGUGGGCAUCCACGGCGUGCCCUGUCUCACGCUCGUGCUCGACAAACACGUCUACGUCUACAAAGAGAGCCUGUCUUCAACGCAAAAGAUAUUGGAGUUCAUCCGUUGGCGUUUCCCGUACAAGAUGGUGUUAAGUGUGACGGAUGCGAACGUGGACUCGUUCAUCUCGGACUUCGAGGACAACAAAGUGAAGGCUCUGAUCUUCGAGGAGCGGCACACGAUGCGGCUGCGCUACCUCGUCACGGCCUUCCACUACCGCGACCGCGUGGCCUUCGGUUUCGUGGACAUGAAGUCUCAAGACACGAGGAACGUGUCGGGCCGCUUCAAGGUGCAGCGCGACGUGGACACCAUGGUGCUGGUGAAGGAGGACAGCGACGCGCCCGCCGCCACCGUCAGCACCGCCGAGAUACCCACCGAGACACUCCACCAGCUCAUCGAUGCUGAACAGCUGCUGACGCUGCCCAGGCUCUCGUCGCAGCCAAACUUUUUUGUGUANGCGUGCCCGGUGGAGUGGCGCGCGGCGCGGCGGCGGCUGUGCUGCGUGCUGCUGUGCGCGCGCGGGCCCGGCUCGCAGCCCGCCCGCGCCGCGCUGCGCCGCCUCGCCCGCCGCGCGCCCGCCCCCCCCGCGCGCGCGCACUUCGCCUACGUGUACACGCACGCGCAGCCGGACUUCGUGCGCGCGCUCGCCAACGGAUCCGGCAUAGACACAUCCGAAGUGGAGCAUCGCAUAGUGAUAAUAUGGCGGCGCGAGGUGUCCCGGAUCCAGUACGAGUGGUUCAACGAGAGCUGGCCGGCGCGCCUGCCGCACAACGGCACGGAGGCGGCGCUGCUGCACACCAUCGCGCGCCUGCUCAAGCCCACCGAGGAGCUCGCCUACGAAGCGCACGUGCAGGAGCUGGCGGACGAGGCGGCGCUGAGCGCGUGGUGGCGGGCGGCCGUGCGCGCGUGCGAGUGGUGGCAGCGCACCGUGCGCGCGCGCCACGCCCUCUCCGCGCUCUCCGCUCUCGCCACAGUGCUGCUGGUCGCCGGCCUGGGCUACCUCAUGGCGCACCUCAUUAAAAUAGAAGAGGAGUCGGUUCAGCGUCAGAAGGAGGAGCGCAGGAAGCAGGGCGGGGGCGGGGGCGGCGGCGGCAGGGCGGGGGCGGAGCCGCAGCCCGAGCUCAGGCUGCACGAGCUGCGCGCCGAGAAGUACAACGGGCUGGUCAGACUGAUGAAGCCCGGCUGCCGCACCAUCGUGCUGCUGGUGGACAUGCAGAGUCGGGUGCAGCUGUUGUCCAAGUUCCACAAGAUCGUGUGGCCUUACCGCAAGAACAAGACGCUGGUGUUCGCGUACCUGGUGGUGGAGCGCAACGUGUCGUGGUUCGCGCGCGUGCUGGCGGGCGCGCUGGGCGGCGCGGGGCUCGCGCUCAACGCCCGCAACUGCGUGGGCACCGUGCUGGCGCUCAACCCGCACCGCCGCUACUACUGCAUCUACCACGCCAAGCUGCCCGAGGGCUCCAAGCCGCACAAGCGCAUGAGUCGCAUGACCCGCGCCCUGGGAAGCAGACGGGCCGACCCAGAAGCCGGCGCCUUCAUCGGCUUCCACUCCGACCAAGACUCUUCUGAUGAUGAGCAGGACUCUCCGGUAUUGCUACAGGAGAAUCUCCUCGACGGAUUGGAGAACUGGUUGGACCGGCUGUUCGAAGGAAGCACCCACCGUUACUACAUCAACUACUGGCCCGACAUGACGAAAUGAACAUAGAACUAAUCAAUAAUGUGCUCUAUUAUUAUGGAUAUAACGUUCAAAAUCGUUUGUCGGUUGAUGCUGUGUUGUCUUUUGGUUUGCGUACGAUUUCAUUAAAGGAAUUCGAGUUUUGUUGCGUUGGAAAUAAGCUGUACUUUAGAAUGUAUAUUUGUGGGUCCAUUUGCUUAGUGGACAUAGUAUAUGGCUAAGAACAGAUAUUUUAAAGAAUAAAUUGUUAUUGAUAUGUACAUUGACACUUCAGUCUAUCUUAAUUGGCUAAUUUGGUAGAAAUUAUUGUAAGCUCCGAAUUUUCUUUGAUGGCAACACAGUAUAUAUUCUCUGGAUAGUAGAAAUUUUGAAAAAAUUAAUAGUGCUUUGGUACUCUGGUAAUUAAUUAUUAGUAUGGCUUACCCACGUUCAAACUUAUGAAUAUCAUAAAUUCCACUAAUGGUUUCCGCCGUUAUCGAAUUGUAAUUGAGAUUUUGACUAUCUUCAUCUCACUCGCACCAUGGUGUUUUGUGUGAUGUGUAAUUGUUUAAAGUUUAAAGAUGCACUGUUUGAAUACAUUUUUGUCGCAAAAGAUAAAUGUGGAGGGAAAAAUAGAACGAAAAUAAUUGUGUCCUUUUUGUAAGCGGUGUUACGUGGACAUACUAAACAGCCAUAUUAAGAUUUUUACAUAUUUGUCGUUUGCACGUGAUUCACAUUACUGCCCUGUUAUUGCCAAUUGUUUAUUUUAAAAAAUAUAUCUAGAUUCUAUCUACCUGAAUAUGGUCAUAUUUACGAGCUGCCCUGAUUUGUCUCUAUAUUGGAAAAGUCACGUAAAUUUCGGAUAUAGAGUCAUUGAAAUUGAAUCACAACCCGCACCGAAGCGGCGUUUGACCACACCCUGUACAUACUCAGUUGCUUAUAGGUCCUGGUACUUUAAUCUGAAUGAUAACAAACCUAAGUAAUUUUCUGAAAGAAAUUUUAUUAACACAAACAUAUAUUUAAUAAGAAUAAAAAAAACAAUAUUUAUUGCCUUUCAAACAGAUUUAGGUGCAGGCAAAUAAAUAAAAGACAUAAAAAGACAAAAGGAGGUGACCCAGCUGAUGCUGUUCAAAGUGAAUGUAUCGAACACUCCCGAUUUUCCGUCACCCCAUUCCUCUUUGUUUUAUUAAAAUUACAAUAAAUGAUUACAAGAGUAAAAUGUGAUGAUUUGUUCGAAAAUAUUUUUCAUUUAAUUAACGUAUCGUUUUAAAAAAAAAAAUCGGGUUCAAAACAGGACGAAAUUGUCGUCACCCUACACUGACGUAAUGAAUAAUCUGGUUGAAAAAGUAGCACCUUGAAUUCUAAGCCUUAAAGUACACUGAGCAAGGACUAUUUGUGCUUGCUGUUUUACCCGUUAUAAUGAAAAAAAUGACGGUUCCUAUCUCGUAUUAUUUACAGACAAGUUUCUAUUUUAUUUAAUUGUAGAGGUCAUGCUUAAGUGGUAUAACGCCAUGUAGAUAUAUCAGGGCUUGUCGGGUGACCAGCCUCGAAAUGAAGGUAGAUGGGAUUUUUUUAUAUUAGAUCGUUGCGAGUUUUAGUACGUAAUGGAUUAUAAAUUUAAUUGUUGUGCAUGUGUAUGUGCUUGUUGGUUUUCGACUGAGGGUUUUUACUGUGUUUUAUGUUUAAUUAAUGGAGUUUUUUAAAUUAUCUCCUGAGGUAAUAUGUUUGCAGUAUGUAUUCGAAAAACAGAUGGCGCUGUUGGUUCGUUGUAUACAUAGUGUUGUUUUUUCUGUUGUUUUUUUGUGUAAAGAAAUCGUUCGAUAGAUUUAUAUAAUUAAAAUAUUGAGUAC